AUGAGUCCGUCACCGUGGUGGCAGCAGACGACUUCCGCAGACAGCUCCUCCCGGAACUUCGACCAGAGAUCGACGUCGACGCGGUCCUGCAGGAAUGAUGAUGGGACGAUUCAAUCAGGCCGGUGGGCCCUCUUUCCAUCUGAUCCCAAAGACAUGAUGACGCCACCACCACCCAAACUCACACCCAUGCAUGAAGACGAGGUAUUCAAGAAGUUCGCAGAGCUAGCCAAAGCCGUCGAAAAUGCAUGUCUCCACGUCUCGACAAUCACAGAUACGAAAAGGCUCUGUGAGUUCAAGUGCAAUCCCUCGCGGGUACCAAUGUGUCUGUCCCGUCAUAACACCUCGCGGCCCGACAGUUAUGCUAUCCUGUCUUGUGCGAAGGCGGUGAACGAUCCAACUGAGAAGGCACAGUGGGUCGAGGUCGCUGUUCCGGGAGAGUUCAAGAAGAGUGAUAGUUCCGACGCUAGCUGGGAUGACCGAAGGAAGAUACUAUGGUCGAUGUACCACAUCCUGCGGGACGAUGUUCGCACUGAGGUUUUCGUAUCGGCUCCAUUCGAUUUCAUUCAGGAUCACAGAUCUGUAGUUGAAUUCCUGCUCUGCGUCGCGUUCGCGGAAGAGCACCAGCUCGGUUGGGAUCCUACGAUCAAGAGGCUUCCACCGACGCCUAUCCACCCAUCGCCACGAUGCGAGAUCAUCAUCAAGGACACCUCCCAGGGCGAGGUAAUUGAGAAGACUUACCGGACGAAGGACCUGAUUUGGAACUACGGGGCCGACGCCCUUCGAGGCCGGGGUACAAGAGUGUGGUCUGUCGUGGAGGUGGAUGCGGAUGGCAAUGAAGGCAUGAAUCUGUACGUUCUCAAGGAUUCAUGGGUGGACGUCGACAGCGAACGAGAAGGCCGCAUCAACCGGCGGAUAAAUUCUUGCACUGUCGAGCGAGGCAACACGCUCGAUUUACAGGUAUUCACCAAGAUCUUCAUGCAAAUUCAAGCAUUCGGCGACGUGUAUAUCGGUUCGCGUGUUGAUAGGACGGAUAGCUUCAAAGUCGACAGAUCUGGCGAAAAGCUUCCGGCUGAAGGCAAGUUCACCGUCACGGUACCAACCAACGUCACCUGUUCGACUAAACCGCGACAGCUCGUGCUACAUUACCCUCACAAGGUGCAUCACCGCACUGUCUUCAAGGAUGUGGGAAGGGACCUCUCAGAGGUGGAUACGCUCCUCAAAGUUUAUCGCCUAAUCGGACAAGUACUUCUCGGGCUACACGUUUUGCACUCAGCGAACUGGGUCCACCGCGAUAUCAGUUACGGUAACAUAUUGGUGAUCGGAAGGUACGCCAAGAUCAUCGAUCUGGAAUAUGUCAAGGACUUAUCCGACCCCGGUGCGCAUCAUGACGUCCCGACGGGGACGCCAUACUUCAUGUCAGAGGAAGUCCGCACAUCUCGUUACAACUAUGAUGACCCUUGUGCCACGGUGCAAAGUACCUCGUUGGCGGGGAAAAGUCAUGACACCAUGACGGAGGGUUUACUGCAGGAUCCUGCAGCGACUCUGCCUCCUGUGCAGACAGCUCAGCCGGAGGCUGGGCCCAACACUGUCUCCAAUUCCGCUCUCAACGAAAUCACCGACGCUGCUCUACCGCAUCCAGACACGACGCAUCCGGGCGGCGUCAUAUUUCGUCACAAUCCUUUGCACGACCACGAAUCGGUCCUGUGGCUCUCCCUCUUCGUCCUUCUCGUCUCCGAGUAUAGGAACAGCGAGCUCAACGAGAAAGGGGAGCGCAAGUACGACGCCCAAACUUUCCAGGGCUUCAUGGACGCACAGCACGCCUUGGCCUGGAAGCUCUUCUGCGAACCCGACGGCCUUCAUCCCACUGUUGGCAAGAUCAUCUGCGAGCUGAGCAGUAUGGGCUCUCACCUGGUAGACGCCUUCAAGGACGCGGAGAAGGACCUCAAGCCAGGGGUAGUCGGACCAAUCUUGACGAACUGGCCAACUGUGAACUGGCAACUCGGCCAGAACGUCCUGAGGAUCAUGUCCAUCCUUAAGCAGACGCCACUUCAUCUUCUCACGGACAUCACGAAGAGGACACGUAGUUUCGUCAGGCCGAAGGACGUCGGGAACGAGGAGAAGAGGAGGGAAGACGGAGACACUGCUAAUGUUAACCGUGAGUCAGGCACAGACGAGGACCAGGACGGCCGACCAGCCAAGAUUCGGAGGGUCGGAAGAAGCAAGGAUGCGUCAUCUUCCUCGAGGGACUCAGCCGCCACUGGCAGUCCCUUCACUUACGACGCUCAUUGCGGCUGACGUGGCACGGCUCCGAUUCUAAGCCGUAGUGACGAUGCGCCCGACGGAUUAUUAUUAUUUAUGUACCAUACUCUCUUCGUGUAUCUGCGUAAAUACACUUUCCCGCUCCCCACAAUCUCGAUUCAAUACGAUAGCUCCGUACAGUCUAGCUAGGGAGGAUGCGGUCGCUCAGUCAAAGUUGAU
Phanerochaete carnosa HHB-10118-sp is the source of this 2478-nucleotide messenger RNA. RefSeq lists its product as uncharacterized. Gene Ontology annotation, molecular function: protein kinase activity; ATP binding. Bases 1 to 2295 code for a protein of 764 amino acids. Gene Ontology annotation, biological process: protein phosphorylation. Lineage: Eukaryota; Fungi; Basidiomycota; Agaricomycetes; Polyporales; Phanerochaetaceae. The transcript has 7 exons. The record is from RefSeq and is a predicted model, not a curated record.